AUGUCAGAAAAGCAAGAGACACUCAUCACAAACACUGACCAACUCGUCGAAGAUUCAACCAUCUCGGGAAAAGGAGCGUUUGUCGUUCACUUUCGUAUCCAACAGCGUGGUAAGAGAAAAUGUCUGACAACGAUCAGUGGACUUCCUGAAAGGUACGACAUGGAACUUAUUUUGAAACAUUUCAAACACACAUUCAGUUGCAACGGAUCGCUCGAAAAGAAGGAGACAGGAACUGAGAUGAAGCUGACAGGAGACCAGAGAAAAGCAGCGUCGAACUUCUUUAUCACAGAAGGGAUUUUGACACAAGAGAACAUCAAAAUUCACGGAUUUUAA
Molecule: messenger RNA, 333 nt
Organism: Entamoeba invadens IP1
Lineage: Eukaryota; Evosea; Mastigamoebida; Endamoebidae
Product: translation factor sui1, putative
Exons: 2
Coding region: 1-333 (110 amino acids)
Biological process (GO): translational initiation
Cellular component (GO): eukaryotic 43S preinitiation complex
Molecular function (GO): ribosomal small subunit binding; translation initiation factor activity; RNA binding
Source: RefSeq, a predicted model, not a curated record